This is a messenger RNA of Amyelois transitella, 3922 nucleotides long. It is a transcript of the gene bnl, whose product is annotated as fibroblast growth factor 22. Lineage: Eukaryota; Metazoa; Arthropoda; Insecta; Lepidoptera; Pyralidae. Gene Ontology annotation, molecular function: fibroblast growth factor receptor binding; growth factor activity. Gene Ontology annotation, cellular component: cytoplasm. The record is from RefSeq and is a predicted model, not a curated record. Bases 680 to 1507 code for a protein of 275 amino acids. The transcript has 5 exons. Gene Ontology annotation, biological process: positive regulation of gene expression; cell differentiation; positive regulation of cell population proliferation.
CGCGAGGCGGCCACGUAUCGCCGCACCAACUCCGCAUCACUCACGAUCACGUUAACGGCAAACGACAGAACAACAUGUGAGAUUGACGCACGAAAAAUCAUAGAGUAAAAUUUUCGGCACGUCAAAACUUUCGCUUUGAGUGGAUCGUGUUUCUAUGUGAUUUUCAGCUCACACGUACGCUGUUGGGAAAUGUCACUAGUAUCAGUUACCUUCCUUAUGUGAUGUAGAUUCAAACCAAUACCAGUGUUCAGUUAGAGUUACAAUAACCACAAGUGAAUACGAUACGGAAACAGUACGAAAGUGACACGAGGUGUUGGGCAACUAACGCGGUUUUGAAAAAGACGUGUGUGCGUGAGCGCCGCUUCGAAAGUGUACUUUUAUCCUGAAAGUGUACUUGUGCAACUUUUUGCCGGUUCGUUUGAUUAUUUGGACAGAUCGUGUGACUCCGCAAACAUCGGAUCGUUUGCGGUUCGCAACCCGACACGCGUGGAUGGCGCAACACUAGAACGAACCAUGCGAGAAAUGUCGUACCAACGAAAUUCGCGAGUGAAUCGAACAGUUUAGCGCGCUGCCAGCGAGGGAGAGAGCGAGAUUAGAUAGAAAUAGCGACAAUAGUGUGGGGAAAGCGAUGUGUUGAGCAGUGACGGCGUCAAGCCGUUUGAAAUGGGCGCGGCGCGCCAUGUUUCCGCGUGCGCGCCCCUUGAGGCUGCUUAUAGCGGCGCUGGCGCUAGCUUCGUGUGCCGCGGCUCCUGCUCCGGAGCCGAGGGCUCAGCGGUCGGCGAACUUAAGCCAUAUUACAGGCACCUCGCGGAGAAUACAGAUGUUCCUCAAGAAUCGCUAUCUGCAGUUAUGGCCAGAUGGCACAGUCAACGGCACCACAGACGGCAACAGCGAGCACACGAUACUUCAGCGUGCGACGUACAGGGUCGGCCUCCUGACGAUCCAGGGGGUGUACACCUGCCUCUACCUCUGCAUGGAUGCUUGCGGGUUUCAGUACGCACAUAAGGAUCUCUCGGACGACUGUCUGUUUGAGGAACAUUUAGAAGAGAAUAAUUACAACACGUAUUCGCGGAUACGAAACGGGAAGAAGACGUUUUUGGCGUUAGACAACCGGGGCCGGGCGAGGCGGACGCAGAUACCGGUCGCCAGGCAGCUCGGCAACCUGUCCACAUACGCCCUGACCCUCACCAAACGAUGGGAAGGACACGGACACAAGCAAACGCAGUGCCCGCCGCGGCGACACAAAGGCAAGAUCAAAAGGCCCCCACCAAGACACAGAAAUUGCAUGUACAGGAUACAGAAGCAAAACCUGAGGCACAAGCGGAAGCACAAGAAGGCUAACAAUGCCAAAAAGAAGAGGCAUCCGAAGGCGCGGAGAAAACAAGAGAACGGGACGACGACUACGACGGAGGUGUACUGGGACGAGUCGACGAUGUCGACCAUGUCGACGACGGACGUCGAGUUUUUUCGUUCGGGGACCGCGCAGGAGGCGGUCGCUCCGUCGUGAGUGGAUCCCUGGUCGCGGUCUCGGCAGCCGUUGCGCUCGCGCACUAAUACGGUUCCACACUUACACGUGUAAAGAAUCUCUAUAUCAUUCCUGCAAUGUGCGCUGCACUUGCCCUCAGCGACGAUGUUGCAUUGCUCUCUUAGCAUCACAUUCGAAAUAUCGAAUGGCUUAGUUUCUUCUCGGUUUAUGAACCCCUAGUAUCUCCUUGUAGUAAUAAUACUUUAAUACUCAAUCGUCGAGUCAAAACAAUGAACAAAUCUACGGCAUUACAGCCAACAAUAAGAAAUGAUAUUAUUCUACCAAAGCUACUGAAAUUAUCUAUCUCAAUUUAUAUUCCUAGUUCGCUUUAAAACUUAGGUUAUUGGCAAGAUUCCAAUUGUCUUAGUUACUGUUACUUAUCAUGAAAUUAUUAAUGUAGAUGAUAAUUAUGCGAUUAUUAACAAGUUGUUUUGUUAAAGAUUUGUGAUUAUCGUUUGGUAAGGUGGAACAGUGUUAGGUAGAUUAUAUACCUGUUUGUGAUGAUCUAAUAUGCAUAUACCGUUGUUUUCUAUGUUAUUAUCAAAAAAUAUUUCCAAUGGAUUGUCAUAGUGAACAGAUUAUUUCGUAUCGCCCAAAUCCAUUUGUUGGUUGGCUUCUAAGAUUUCUAUUUAAUUACGUUUAAGUGAUUUGUUAAUGGACUUGAUACGAGACAUCUCGGUUCCGUUACAGAAAGCAUUUAUCGUCCCAAAAAAUCUUAAACGAUCGUAAUUUUCCACAUUUACAAAGUGCUCUCCCAAAAGCAUAUUCAAAUUAAGAAAUUAUCACUUUAAUUCCUUUGGCAGCCAGCCGCGUAGUGAACACGGAUAUAAAAACGAAAAUUAGUUUUACUUAUUUUAUAGUCCUCGUACUUAUUUGCAUAUGAAUGCGUUGGAUUGUCACAAUCAGGGUCUAGAGAAGCUUUUGUACUUAGAUUGGAUGUGUCGAGGUGUAAUUUCGUAAGAAAUUGACUGAAAAUUGGACUGAGUAAUGUAGUUAAUGUUGGUUUCGGUCUAGAGUCUAGACUAUGAUAAGGUAAAGACUAGCGCGGCGUAACGGCUUGCUUCUGUUAUCGGUGAGUUAUGAGAUGUCGGUAGCGAGCGGCCAAGUGUACAUUUUGGAAGCAAUAACUCCGAAUAUUAACGAAAUUCCUUCGUAUCUAAACCAGUUCAUACUGGAUUAUUACAAGAAAUUAUGACAAGACAACAUAAUAAUUGCGCAAGAUUUGACUGCUUGCACCGGCGUCUAACAUAAUUGAUGUAGUGAUAAAAAAUAACAGCGGAGAUGUGACUACUAGUGUGUAGGCCUAAAACGUGUAUCUAAUUUGUAAAUUUAUUUAUUUUCCAUAGAGAAAGUGUAUUUUGUUAACGUUUUAGUUGAUGUUUUUUUAUUCUCUUUUCCCUGUAGUUCCAACCGAAUGUAGAUAUGUAGGAUUUCAUACGCUUGUUACUUUUAGUGAGCCAAUUAAUUUGUAUUAUAUUUUAGUCCGUUCGGUAACAAUAUGUGCAGAUGCUAUGUGUAUAGUGUGUAUGACAUGCGAAUAUUGUGAUUGGGUGGAUGUCCGAUUAUCUUCUAAUUUUCGAUGUCCCUCGCAAUGUACGUAAAUUUUGGGGCUGAAAUAUCUUGAGUGUAAUCAUCAGCGGAUUGAAAGCGAAUAAAAUAAUGUGUGUUCUAUUUGUUAAUUUAAUUCUAUAUAUAUUUGUAAUACGAAAUAAUUACUUCAUUAAAUUAUUGUUAUUUAAAGUCGUAAUAUGCCAAGGUCCAUUUGAACCUUGUAAAUUUUCUUUUUUUGUAAAUUACAAGUUUAAUAAUGGUGACAUUAUGUCUAUUUUUUAACAAUUACUGAUGAAUUAUUUCACUAAAUCGCUGAUGAUACACUCAGAAAAAAAUAUAAUCAGCAAGCUUUAUGAAUGCAUCUACGUAUGAUGGGAGAAUGAACUCUGAAUUUAUUUAUGUAUGAACAUAGUCACGAAAGCGACUCAAAAUCGCGACUCGUCUCAGCAUUUAUGCAUUUUAAUUAAAAUCGAAUAUUUUUCAUGAACUUGGCGCUCACACCGUCAUUCAUGCUCCCCUUUUGAGCGUAGAUUUUUUGUCACUUUCGUUAUAAUAAAUUAUUCGGAACACGAAUAUAUUUAAUACUUGACUCGUUAUUGUAUGCUAAAUUAAUACUAAUCGAUCUUUAUGAUAGAGUAAAGCAGUAUUUCUGGUAUUGUAAAAAAUGGUUCUCCGAUAAACAGUAUCUAGUUUUGUAGUUUUUAUAUUGAAUAGGAAUUUUAAGAGACAGGCCACUGAUUGUUCCGACACAGAUUUACUUGUACGACAUGCUUUGAUGAGACGCAGAAAUUACAAUGUCACAUAUUCUCAAAAAAAAAAAAUAAGCCGUCAAAUAAAACAGGGUGA